Molecule: messenger RNA, 1104 nt
Organism: Baudoinia panamericana UAMH 10762
Lineage: Eukaryota; Fungi; Ascomycota; Dothideomycetes; Mycosphaerellales; Teratosphaeriaceae
Exons: 5
Coding region: 1-1104 (367 amino acids)
Biological process (GO): peptidyl-serine phosphorylation; signal transduction; endocytosis
Cellular component (GO): cytoplasm; nucleus
Molecular function (GO): protein serine/threonine kinase activity; ATP binding
Source: RefSeq, a predicted model, not a curated record
AUGACGACCAUGGAUUUGCGAGUCGGGAACAAGUACCGAAUAGGCAGGAAGAUCGGUAGCGGUUCCUUCGGUGACAUCUAUCUGGGCACGAACAUCAUCUCCGGCGAAGAGAUCGCCAUCAAGCUGGAAAGCGUGAAGGCGAAGCAUCCACAGCUCGAAUACGAGGCCCGCGUCUACAAGUCUCUUGCCGGCGGUGUUGGUAUUCCCUUCGUAAGAUGGUUUGGCACAGAAUGUGACUAUAAUGCCAUGGUGCUCGAUCUGCUCGGCCCCUCCCUCGAGGAUCUCUUCAACUUCUGCAACCGCAAGUUCUCCCUCAAGACGGUGUUGUUGCUGGCGGAUCAACUCAUCUCUCGCAUCGAGUACAUCCAUGCAAAGAGCUUCAUUCACCGCGAUAUCAAGCCGGACAACUUUCUUAUGGGGAUCGGUAAGAGAGGCAACCAGGUGAACGUGAUCGACUUCGGUCUGGCGAAGAAGUACCGCGACCCGAAGACGCACUUCCACAUUCCGUAUCGUGAGAACAAGAAUCUGACGGGCACGGCGCGCUAUGCCAGUAUCAACACUCAUCUAGGUGUCGAGCAAUCGCGUCGUGACGACAUGGAAUCUCUCGGCUAUGUCAUGCUCUACUUCUGCCGUGGCUCGCUUCCCUGGCAAGGCCUGAAGGCGGCGACCAAGAAGCAGAAGUACGACCGCAUCAUGGAGAAGAAGAUGACGACGCCCACCGAAGUUCUGUGCCGUGGCUUCCCGAACGAGUUUGCCAUCUACCUUAACUACACCCGUAGUCUCCGCUUCGACGACAAGCCUGAUUACUCCUACCUCCGCAAGAUCUUCCGUGAUCUCUUUGUCCGCGAAGGCUUUCAGUACGACUACGUCUUCGACUGGACCGUGUACAAGUACCAGAAGAACGCACAGGCGAUUGCGGCAAGCAACCAGGCUCAGAACCCGCCCGCAGAGGAGACGGACGACAAGGCCGGCGGCCGCACCACCAACAAGGCCACGGCUGGCGGCGGACAAACGGCCGCUACUGGUACCCUAGGUACUGGGUUCACCAAGGAGCGCCGCGCUGUCAACAACAAUAACUCCAAGACUGAGGGCACUGGAAUGUGA